Molecule: messenger RNA, 14662 nt
Organism: Amphiprion ocellaris (clown anemonefish)
Lineage: Eukaryota; Metazoa; Chordata; Actinopteri; Pomacentridae
Gene: plxna3
Product: plexin A3
Exons: 38
Coding region: 410-6121 (1903 amino acids)
Biological process (GO): regulation of cell migration; positive regulation of axonogenesis; semaphorin-plexin signaling pathway involved in axon guidance
Cellular component (GO): semaphorin receptor complex
Molecular function (GO): protein binding; semaphorin receptor activity
Source: RefSeq, a predicted model, not a curated record
CCGAGCCGUGCCGAGCCGAGGAAGGCUGCGACUGAAUGGAGAGCAGCUCCGCGCAGAUCCGCUCUCUGGAUUAUUCUUCUGGUUAACGCAGGACGUGUUUACCUGUCCGAACCGAACCACCUGCACUCACGCGGGCUGCAUGAGAGCAGCAGCAGCAGAAGAAGAAGAAGAAGAAGAAGAAAAAUCAGGAGGAGAGCAGCAGAAGAAGAAAGCAGCAGCUGCGCGUGGGACUGUGGAUUUAAAUCACUGAUUGGACUUUUCUGCGCGUCCCCGUGCAGCCAUGUUCCAGUGAAUCCGACUCUUCAUCAGACCUGCAUCCAGCUCUUCUCUCCUCCUCCUCCUCCUCCUCCCCUCCUCUCCUCCUCUGUCCCUCCAUCCUCUCCUCCUCCUCUUCCUCUUUCUGUCCAUCAUGCUCCUCUCCUCCUCUUCCUCACCUCUCCUCCUCCUCCUCUUCAUCUCCCUCCUCUCCUCCCCCCUCCUCUCUGCCCCGGCUGUUCCUCCUCCCCCCUCGGCGGUGGCCCGGGUGGUGUACCGGGCCUUCGACACCUCCCUGACCCACCUGACCGUCCACCGGAGGACAGGGGAGGUGUUCGUCGGCGCCGUCAACCGAGUGCUGAAGCUGUCGGCCAAUCUGACGGAGCUGAGGAGUCACAUGACCGGACCGGUGGAGGACAACGCCAAGUGUUACCCUCCACCCAGCGUCAGAGCCUGCGCUCACCGACUGGAGUCGUCAGAUAACGUGAAUAAGCUCUUACUGGUGGAUUAUACUGGGAACAGACUGGUGGCCUGUGGUUCCAUCUGGCAGGGCGUCUGCCAGUUCCUCAGACUGGAGGAUCUCUUCAAACUGGGAGAGCCGCAUCACCGCAAGGAGCAUUACCUGUCCGGAGCCAGAGAGGCCGAUGGGAUGGCAGGUGUGGUUGUUGGUGAGGACGACUGGACGGCCGACCCGAAGAGGAAGAAGCCAGUGAAAGGCAGCAGCCGGCUGUUCAUCGGCGCCGCCAUCGAUGGGAAGUCGGAGUAUUUCCCCACGCUGUCCAGCAGGAAGCUGGUGGCGGAUGAGGAGAGCGUCAACAUGUUCUCGCUGGUUUACCAGGACGAGUUCGUCUCCUCGCAGAUCAAAAUCCCGUCCGACACGCUGUCGCUGUACCCGGCCUUCGACAUCUACUACGUCUACGGAUUCUCCAGCCGAACCUACGUCUACUUCCUGACGCUGCAGCUGGACACGCAGCUGACGCAGAUGGAUGCCGGCGGAGAAAAGUUCUUCACCUCCAAGAUCGUCCGGAUGUGUUCCAACGACACCGAGUUCUACUCCUACGUGGAGUUCCCUCUGGGCUGCACCAAGGACGGCGUCGAGUACCGGCUGGUCCAGGCCGCCUACAAGCAGAAACCGGGGCGGCGGCUGGCCCAGGCGCUUGGCCUGUCCGAAGACGACGACGUCCUGUUCGUGGUCUUCUCUCAGGGUCAGAAGAAUCGCUCCAACCCACCCAGAGAGACGGUGCUUUGCCUGUUCACCCUCCAUGACAUCAACCUGGCCAUGAGGGAGAGGAUCCGGUCCUGUUACCGUGGAGAGGGGCGCCUCUCGUUACCGUGGUUACUCAACAAGGAGCUGCCCUGCAUCCACACGCCGAAGCAGAUCGGAGACGAUUUCUGCGGUUUGGUUCUGAACCAGCCACUGGGAGGCCUCCGGGUCAUCGAGGGGAACCCGCUUUACGAGGACCGGACCGAGGGCAUGGGGGCCGUGGCCGCCUACACCUACGGAGAACAUACGGUGGUGUUUGUGGGGACCCGGAGUGGACAGCUGAAGAAGAUCCGUGUGGAUGGGAUCCUGCCGCCGACCCAGAAUGCUUUUCUGUAUGAGACGGUGACGGUGGUGGAGGGGAAGCCGAUCCUCAGAGACAUGGUGUUCAGCCCCGACCACCAGUACAUCUACCUGCUGAGUGACCGACAGGUCAGCCGGCUGCCAGUGGAGAGCUGUGAACAGUACAGCAGCUGCUCAGACUGUCUGGGAUCAGGAGAUCCUCACUGUGGAUGGUGUGUCCUGUUCAACAAGUGUUCCAGACAGGAAGCGUGCGAUAAGUGGGAGGAGCCUCAGCACUUCAACACCCGCCUGGACCAAUGUGUCGACAUUGCCGUCACCCCUAGCAACAUGUCCGUCACCUCCACGGCAACGCAGCUCACCAUCCGGGUCCAGAAUGUCCCGGCGCUGUCCGGCGGCGUCUCCUGCGUCUUUGAGGACCUCAGCGAGUCGUCCGGCGAGGUUCUGGCGAAGGGCCAGGUGAUGUGCAUGUCGCCGUCGCUCAGAGAUCUGCCGGCCCAGAGUCAGUCCUACGGGGAGAAACGAGUCGUUCAGCUCAGCCUUCGAUCCACCGAAACCGGACACCAGUUCAUCACCACCAGCCUGAUCUACUACAACUGCUCUGUGCUCAACUCGUGUACUUCCUGUGUGAGCAGCGUGUUUCCCUGUCAUUGGUGCAAAUAUCGACACAUUUGUACGAACAACCUGCAGGACUGUUCUUUCCAGGAGGGAAGAGUCAGCGGCAUGGAGGGUUGUCCUCAGAUCCUCCCCACCUCCGACAUCCUGGUUCCGGCCGGGAUGGUCCGUCCGAUCACUCUCAGAGCUCGGAACCUGCCGCAGCCUCAGUCGGGCCAGAAGAACUACGAGUGCGUGUUCAACAUCCAGGGGAAGGUCCAGAGGAUCCCGGCGGUCCGCUUCAACUCGUCCUGCAUCCAGUGUCAGAACACCUCGUAUUGGUACGAAGGCGAUGAAGCCGGCGAUCUUCCCGUGGAUUUUUCCAUCGUCUGGGAUGGAGAUUUCUUCAUCGACAAACCAGCAUCUAUGAAAGCGCUGCUCUAUAAAUGCGAGGCUCAGCGCUCUAGCUGCGGUCAGUGUCUCAAAGCUCCGCCCACCUUUGAAUGCGGUUGGUGCACAGAGAGUCGCAGGUGUCUCCUGCGGCAGCACUGCCCCUCACCUGAGCAGAACUGGAUGCACCACGGCCGACACAACCUGCGCUGCAGCCACCCGCGCAUCACCAGGAUCGACCCUCUGACCGGACCUCGGGAAGGCGGGACUUCGGUCACCAUCGAGGGGGAAAAUCUGGGUCUGCAGGUGAAGGAAAUCACUCACGUCCAGGUGGCUGGCGUCCGCUGCAACCCGGUGCCGUCGCAGUACAUCAGCGCCGAGAGGAUUGUGUGCAACAUGGACGAAGCCCUCCUCCCUCACUCACCUGGCGGUCCGGUGGAACUCUGCAUCGGCGUCUGCAGCGCCGAGUACCGAACCCUUUCCACGCAGACGUACUCCUUCGUGAGCCCCAGUUUCAGCCGUGUUCGCCCAGAGAAGGGGCCUGUUUCUGGGGGAACCAGGCUGACGGUGACGGGUCGACACCUGGACGCCGGCAGCUCCGUCACCGUCUACAUCGACAAGGAGGAGUGUCUGUUUGUCAAACGGACCAAUCGGGAGAUAGUCUGCAUCACCCCCGCCUCCCUGACAGGCUCUGGCCCCGCCCCCAUCCGUCUGAUGAUUGACAGGGCCGAGGUGACGAGCUCCGACACCAAAUACAUCUACACCGAGGACCCGACCAUCACCAGCAUCGAGCCCAACUGGACCAUCCUCAAUGGCAGCACAGUGAUCACAGUAACAGGAACCAAUCUGCUGACCAUCCAGGAGCCCAAAGUCAGAGCCAAAUAUGGAGGCGUGGAAACUAAUAAUUUCUGCACCGUGGUCAAUGACAGCACCAUGACCUGUCUGGCUCCUGGUCUGAUCUACAGUAAACCCAACCCACCAGAGGGGGCGCUGCGUCCAGACGAGUUUGGCUUCAUCUUCGACCAGGUCUCUUCCCUGCUGGUCCUGAACUCCACCCCCUUCGUCCACUACCCGAACCCAACCUUCGAUCCUCUGGGGAACUCUGGGAUCCUGGAGGUCAAACCGGGGUCGCCCAUCAUCCUGAAGGGUAAGAACUUGAUCCCACCAGCGCCCGGAAACAACCGUCUGAACUACACCGUCCUGAUUGGAGAGUCGCCCUGCCUGCUGACCGUGUCAGAGAACCAGCUGCUCUGUGAUUCGCCGGAUCUCACCGGAGAACAGCGAGUUCUGAUCCUGGUUGGUGGUCUGGAGUACUCACCGGGCAUGCUCCACAUCUACUCUGACUCCGCCCUCACGCUGCCCGCCAUCAUCGGCAUCGGGGCGGGCGGCGGCGUGCUGCUCAUCGCCAUCAUCGCCGUGCUUAUCGCCUACAAGAGGAAAACCCGAGACGCCGACCGAACGCUCAAACGGCUGCAGCUGCAGAUGGACAACCUGGAGAGUCGGGUGGCGCUAGAGUGCAAAGAGGCCUUCGCUGAGCUUCAGACAGACAUCCAGGAACUGACCAACGACAUGGACGGGGUGAAGAUUCCUUUCUUGGAGUAUCGGACAUACACCAUGAGGGUGAUGUUCCCGGGAAUCGAGGAGCAUCCCGUCCUGAAGGAGCUGGACUCUCCGGCUAACGUGGAAAAAGCUCUGCGACUCUUCAGCCAGCUGUUGAACAACAAGAUGUUCCUGUUGUCCUUCAUCCACACACUGGAGGCCCAGAGAUCUUUCUCCAUGAGGGACCGCGGCAACGUGGCCUCGCUGCUGAUGGCCGCCCUGCAGGGCCGGAUGGAGUAUGCUACCGUGGUGCUGAAGCAGCUGCUGGCCGACCUGAUCGAGAAGAACCUGGAGAACCGGAACCAUCCCAAGCUGCUGCUGAGGAGGACAGAGUCUGUGGCUGAGAAGAUGCUGACCAACUGGUUCACUUUCCUGCUGCAUCGAUUCCUCAAGGAGUGUGCUGGUGAGCCUCUCUUCAUGCUGUAUUGUGCCAUAAAGCAGCAAAUGGAGAAAGGACCGAUUGACGCCAUCACAGGAGAAGCUCGAUAUUCUCUGAGUGAAGACAAACUGAUCCGGCAGCAGAUCGACUACAAACAGCUGACGCUGAUGUGCAUCCCUCCGGAGGGCGAAGCGGGGACCGAGGUACCGGUGAAGGUGUUGAACUGCGACACGGUGACUCAGGUCAAAGACAAACUGCUGGACGCCGUUUACAAAGGAAUCCCAUUUUCACAGAGACCUCAGGCCGAUGAUAUGGACCUCGAAUGGCGUCAGGGUCGACUGACCAGAAUUAUCCUGCAGGACGAAGACGUGACGACGAAGAUCGAGAGUGACUGGAAGCGACUGAACACUUUGGCUCAUUACCAGGUAACCGACGGUUCGCUGGUGGCGCUGGUCCAGAAGCAGGUUUCUGCCUACAACAUCGCCAACUCCUUCACCUUCACCAGAUCACUGAGCAGAUAUGAGUCUCUACUGAGGACGUCCAGCAGCCCAGACAGCCUGAGAUCCAGAGCCCCGAUGAUCACCCCCGACCAGGAGACAGGAACUAAACUGUGGCACCUGGUGAAGAACCACGAGCACAGCGACCAGAGGGAAGGAGACCGAGGCAGCAAGAUGGUCUCUGAGAUCUACCUGACCCGCCUGCUGGCCACCAAGGGGACGCUGCAGAAGUUUGUGGAUGACCUGUUUGAGACGGUGUUUAGCACCGCCCAUCGCGGCUCUGCGCUCCCAUUGGCUAUCAAAUACAUGUUCGACUUCCUGGACGAGCAGGCCGACAAGCGGCAGAUCAGCGACCCGGACGUCCGACACACCUGGAAGAGCAAUUGCCUUCCUCUCAGGUUCUGGGUCAACGUCAUCAAGAACCCUCAGUUCGUGUUCGACAUCCACAAGAGCAGCAUCACCGACGCCUGCCUGUCGGUCGUCGCUCAGACCUUCAUGGACUCCUGCUCGACGUCCGAACACCGGCUCGGCAAAGACUCACCAUCCAACAAGCUGCUCUACGCUAAAGACAUCCCCAAUUACAAGAGCUGGGUGGAGAGGUACUACAGGGAUAUUGCAAAGAUGCCCAGCAUCAGCGAUCAGGACAUGGACGCCUACCUGGUGGAGCAGUCCCGUCUCCACGGCAACGAGUUCAACACACUGAGCGCGCUCAGUGAGCUCUACUUCUACAUCAACAAAUACAAGGAAGAGAUCCUGACGGCGUUGGACCGGGACGGUUACUGUCGCAAACACAAACUGAGGCACAAACUGGAGCAAGCCAUCAACCUGAUGUCUGGGAGCAGCUGAGAGGAGGCGAAGGACGGAUGGACUGAUGAACCAAUGGACUGAUGGGAGGAUGGAUGGGGGGAUGGGAAGAAGGAUGGGGUAGGGGGACAUAAGGGCAUUUAGUUUACUGAACUGUCUGAACAGUCAGCUGAACUGACAGCUCUGGCUUAGCAAUCAGUCUAUCAGUAAUUUAUUUGCCAGUUGAUGGACUGAUUGAUUUAAAGCAUGGCUGGCUGGCUGGGACCCCGACUACCUCCGUCUGGUGGAUUUUGGGGUAGAAAAUCAGUUUCCAAACCGAUGCGGAUACAUUUGCAACUUCAGCGUGGAAUGGAGUCAUUUUGGAGGCAACAAAGAAAAACAACAAACCUUCUGGAUGCAUCUAUCGGUUUGGAUUUAAUUUCACUGCAGGUAUUAGCAGGGAUCAACGCGAGGGGGACGUGGAAAGACCUGGAAACUACGCAAAGGACUGUGUCAGGUUAACCAAACAAUACAGGAGUAAGCGACCUGACUUCAGGAUUCCCAGAACUUUCUAGAUGUUUGGUUGGAGAGCUAAAGGUCAAGUCAAGUUUCCGUCAAAGCUGCAGACCUUAAGGAUCAAGAAACUUUCUGAUGGUCAGAAGGUUGCAGUAAAGACCUACGCCGAGGCCUCCUGCAGAAGCUCCAAGCCUCUUUACUGAUGUCGUCACUUUGGACCAUUUAUCCUCAUCUUCAACCUUUAGCCUUGUCUGGAAGGAUCUGGGUCUACUUUUAGAAGUUCAGGUCAACUCAAGGGAGCUGGCGAGUCCCUCAUUUGGAAUACCUGACCCGCCUUGAACGUGUUUCGGGAGGCUGUUUCAAGCUUUAAUGAAGGAGAAGGAAGCAAAUAAACUGAUGUCCCAAAAAACUUAUGACUUGAAAUCACUGUUGAAUCUUGAAAGAGGUGGAAUGCAGGUGGACUCGGAGGAAAUAAGGACUCGCUGAGCCGAGACUUGACCUUGAACUGUUCGGCCUCAUCAGAAUCCAGACGUUUCUAAGAUGCUGUUUUAAAGAACCUCUCAAAGUUUUUCUCUGGACAAUCACUCUGUACCACAGCACACUGAGCCCGAUGCCUACUGACCGACCAGUACCUGUGUCCAUAACCCACCCGGCCUCCAGUUUCCUCUCCUUUCCUUCUGUCUUUGCUUGACCUUUUCCCUUCUGCAUCUCCUUUCCUUGUUUCCUCUUUCACCCCACCUUCGAUUCCUCCUCCUCCUCGACCCUGCUCCGUCAUUGGUCAAUCGUGCUAUUGGCCAGGAAGACUCUUUAGUAAUGUACUGCCCGACCAAUCAAGACUGUGGAAUUCACCAGAAUUGUGAAUGAUUAACUAGAAGUAAAUAGAAACAAAUAUAGAGUUACGUUUUGAAUACAUUCCAGCACAGGCACACAGGCAAGAUCUGUAAAUAUGUAUGUUGAAUUUUUCAGAAGUGAAAAACUCUCAAAAGUGGACUACCCGGCAUUUUUCAGGACCAGAACACCCUAGAGACGGGGUUCUGGAUUCAGCACUAGUCUGCAAACGUUGGCGCUGUUGCUGCAGUGUUUAUCGUCCGACCUUGCACAUACGCCCACAUACAGCCAUGCUUUACAGCGCCAUGCUAACCGUGCCCAGGGGGAAAUACUGUGCAGAGCUACAAGCCCAGUGCCAUGUAAAGACCGGACCGGAUCACAUCAGAACUGGACCGGACUCGGACCAAAUCCGGAUCGAAAACAACCCGGAACAGAGGUUUAACCGGACCGGACUCAAAAACUUUUAAGACUUGUGGCCAUAAUUGUAAGCAACAAAAAAAAGAAAGAUAAUAAUAAUAAUGAUUACAAAGUAUAAAAAAAGAAUACAAAAGAAAGGAAAAAAUAUGUUAACAUGUAAUAAGAACUUUGUGGAUUUGACGGUAUGGAUUUUAGGGAGCUGAACUUGUAUAAAGCUGAACGUUAUGCUACAUCAGAGUGUGGGGAAGGAAAGAGAGCCAGAAGACGGAUCGACAUCUGACCAAACCAGCCGCAUCUUCACAGCAUCGGAUCGGACUGAAACAAACGAGGCUUUCAGAUCUGCAUGUGGAGAACUAGAUGGACAUUUUGGUACUUUUAUUUGCCAGCUGGAUGUUUGAACAGAAGAGGAGAGUUGGGUGGAGGUUUGGGUGGAGUUCGGAGGGUUCAGGUUGUUUUGAAUGUAGCUCCAGCAGCUACAUCCAGAAGGAGAAUGAGGGAUUCUGCACUGUCAUGAUAAUUAGCUAAAGUUACGCCCGUAAACAAUGAUUGGACCAACUGUGAAACCAAAACACCAAACCCAGUGUGAAAGAUUCCUGUUCUCUGCAGACCUGAACCCUCCCAAACAUCUGAUUUCUGUGGUAGAAUAUUUUCACUUCACAUAACUGGCUUGUAGAUAUUGUUCAGAAGUUCAUUUUUCAGCCUACCGUUUGUCCAAACUGAAGUUUUGUAGGGCUAUUUAACCUUUUGAAGAAUGUGCACCGUCGUUUUUAGUUCCCAAGCAUUUUUUUUAUUUCUCCAAUGAGCUCAGAUUGAGGAAAACGUCCAUUUGUGAUGGCACUGAAUCUUUUGAUAGUUUGGACCACGACGGAUCCAACAGUUGGAAGGCUGGGUUUGGAAAUGGAAAUGCCUCGUCGCAUUCUGGAACUGUCUAGUCUUUCGAUCCAGGUUCUGGUACUAGAACUAGUUCUGUUCUGGAUCCAUGGAACCACUCAUUUCCACCAGUCUGGAGCAGAAGCAGGACUAAAACAAGAUGGUUGAUCGUGUUCUUUACCUACAAAUAGAUCAUUGUUUCCAUUCACCGUGGUUCAGGCUUUAGGUUCUUGUAUUUCAUGGUUACCAACAUCAAGCAACUUCACAGGUUCUCAACCACUUUUUAAAAUAUUUUUUAUUGGAAAUUCACAAAUGAGAACCAAUUUUGUGUUGGUGGAAACACAGCUGACAAGCAGUCGCCAUGAAUGGGACUGUAGACUGUAGAUUGUAGAUCUCCACCUGUUUGGUACCGGCAGGUGAACUACCUGUAAUAUCUUCAAUUUCAAAGACUUCCUGUUCCCAUUUUUAAUGAGGAUGAUGAGUUGAACUGCUUUCUAGAUGUUCCUCAGCAGAAACUGUGGAGCACUGAUUGGUUUAUUAAUCCAACGGCAGGAUGAAAUGGAACCAUCUCUAUGUAGAAACCCGUACAGCCGGUGUUUGACUGAAAAUGUUCUGCCACAUGAAGCGUCUCUCUUUUGGCUCUCUGUGAUGCCAUAAAGCUACAAAGCACUUUUUUUUUCUUUCUUGCUGAUGUUUCACUGUCAUUUGAAUUUUUGGGGCCAAAAGGACCUGAGUGAGGAAGGAUGGUGGGAGGAAGAGGAGGAGGAAAGGUCCUGAUAAAAGACUGCCUUUUAGAUGAUUAAUUAUAGAAGAGGGAGGGAAGCCACUACAUACCAAUACCACUGUUCAUCCUCGCUGUGUGUCUGUUUUGCUGCUGCUGCAGUGGAAACUCAGCCGUUAAAUCGCUGAUCGUAUCUGCAGCUCAAUUAAAAAUCUUUCUCUGUACAGUCGCACUGUUUAAAUCGUCCGAUCUUUAUCUCCCACGCUUUUGAAAUCUCAGAUCCUAUCUCGUUUUAUUUUUUAUUUAAAUCAGAUCCUCAGAUCGCCCUUUAAACUCAAAGUUGUGUUUAAUUGUGUCCUCGUCGCCAUUUUGAUCAGAAUUUACCUCUGAUGGCGUGAGAAGGGAAAAGACGAGGAAACUCGUUCUACAUGCUGAAGGCUUCCUAAAGGUGAGGAAGGAGGAGAGCGGGACCUGGUUUUCUUCAAAUGCAAAGAGGAGAAAUAAAUGUUAGAGGAUGAGAAGAGGAGGUCAGAAUGUGUGUUUGCAUGCUAAAGCGAGAGGAGGGAUGGAGGAUACGCUGCUGGAAUACUGAGGAGGAGGAGAAGGAGCGUCAUCCAUCAAACCGCCAAGAGAGAAGCUUCCAGACCAAUGUGAAAACAUCAGAAACAUGUCGGUGGAUGGAAGGCAGCGGUUUGAGGGUAGAAAUAACCGAUGAUGAUGAUGAAGAAGAAGGGCAGCUGUCUGCUUUUCAUUCUACAGGAACACGAUCUUAGUCUGGAGGACGUGUUUGAACGUUCAUGCAGGUAGUUCCUGAUUUAGUGAUGCCUUCAAAUGGAAUCCAGAUAAUCCGUCACGUCAACACAUUCAUCGUCUAUGCAACAUUUUCUGGUCGCAUUGUUUGGAGAUGUUUCCAGCUUCUCAUUUGCAUAAAGUUCAAGUCUAAACUAGUUUAUGUAAAUCAGAGGCAACCUCUAAUACGAACUUUUAAUCUAAGCGUUUUCGAAAUCCAGAUUCAGAAGUUCCUUUUUCACCUCAGAUGUUCUAGAAAGCGCAUUUUUCAUAAAAUCUUGAAAUAAGUUUCAAAGCAAACCGCCAUGUUGGUUUGAAAUCGAGGAGUAGGAUGUGCUGGCAAGCACCUGUCAGUCAUCUUUCGUGGCCCCGCCCAGUCGAACGUCAAUCGGUCGUCCAACACUUCCUGUUUAAAAACACCGCUGUGGUCUCAAACCAUGAGACGCCACAACAUGCAGGAACUUUCAGGUUAUUUUGAGACAUUUGCUUUUUUCCAACCUAAAGAACCAAACAUGUAGAAUCUCUUUAAGGAUCGUCGUCAGGAUCCUGAUGUGAAAACAAUAAACACAUUAGAAACCAGCGUCAAAAAUUAUUUAAUGACCAUUUUAACUUUUAAAAACUUUCUAAUUAUUUCUGCCAUUUGUUAGCAUUAGCACCAACCCUUUAAAUGACGCUAAACUCUUAUCAGUGUGACGUCCACCGUAGACAGGCCUCGGUCUAAUGAAAGAGAAAAUCGAAUAAAAGAAAGGAUGAUAUAGGAACCUUUAUGAUAACGUCUAAAUUUAACGUUCGGUUGUUUUCCCACUGUGGCAGCAAGUGUGUGUGCACAUUUUACCAUCAUUUCCAUCCUCUGAACACACACACACACUCAGCUGGGAGGAGGCAACACAGACUGAAGAGGCCAGUGGGAGGGCCCGGUCUAAUUCCUGAAACAAUAAAAACAGGGAUUGGAUUGAUACCUCGUUUUUAGCUGCAUCCGUCCACACAGCGUUUAACGAGCUCCAGCGGUGAGAUAUAUUUAUUGUUUUCUUUUAAUUUAUUUUUUAUGAUGGCUUUUUAUUUAUUUUGGGAGGAUGUACACAGUUGUAUCAGUUUGUACAGCGUUAAAGAGAAGGAGGAGCUGCACAGACACAUGUUAACAUGUCCUUUUACAUCCAUGUACGACUGUGAAACGACCACCAGAACCUCACCAAGUUAUCCUUCUAAACAACACAUCAAACUGGUUUAAUGUUCCUUCUGAUCGUCCAGUUUUGGACCAAUGAGACGCAGAAUUACGUGUUUAAAAAAUGUGUAGAAAAUCUGAGAAAUGUGAGGAAUGGUUGAGGUUUUGGUCGUUUCCCAUCGUUCACGUCAUCAAAUUCAUCCAUGUGUGCGAUUCCUCCGAGCCUGGAGGUCGACUGAUCGAUGGAUUUGACUGGUCAGACUCACUUCAUUCAUCCAGUCUGAGGAGUCGUAUGAACUGUAGAAAUUGUUCGGUUCUUCAUCCAGACGAUGUUUUCCAGGAGUUCAAAAGCAGAGAGGGGAUCAGGGAAAGACAUCAGCAGGGAAACAGACCAUCCCAGUCAAUGGGCCAAAUUCUGAUCUCUGUUGGUAAAAAGUGGAAUCUCCCAGUUUAAAGUCGAGUUUUUGUACUACUACCAAACAAACGUUCUCUCAGUGGAUGUUAUUUCUGGGAAUCUUCCAUUUGGAGCCAGUACUUCUGUUGAUUUACCCUCCAUAGUGGACUGGCAGCUGAUCUGCUGCUGGUGUGAAAUGGAUUUUUUGAAAAUCCUGUUGGGCAAAAUGACAGUUAUUUUUCCAUUAUUUGGGAAAAUCCAUUUAUAACCAGCAAUAGCGACCAAAGGAAGCUUCUGAAAUUGGGCAAUUUUAAUAUCAAAUCAUUGAGAAAUGAGUGGUUGUCAGUUAGUACGAAAAGGAUUUUUAAAGGAAUGUUUAGAUGACAAUAAUUAUAGGUUACAUUAACGUGAUCUUGGCAGUUAAACCUGGAAAAUGUUGCAUAAAUAUGAGAACUUCAGAAGCAUUUUAUCGUGAUCUCCCAUUGAAUCAGUUAAAUCAGUGGAAAAUUAUUCACCACCAUCAGCUAUGAAAUGGAUUUUUGAAGAAAAUGAAAAUAUGGAAAUGUGUAAUAUGUACAUUGAAUUUUCAUUGAAAAUCAAUCUUUCCUUGAUUUUGAAUGACAAAUUAGACAUUUUUAUCAAUUAUUAUUAACCAGUUUUGUUUGUUGGAGGUAAAUUGUACAUUCAUAACUGGUGGGAUCUCUCACUGACUUCUAUAGAAAUCAGAAAGUUCCAUUUUAUAUGAACAGGAGAUGAAAUUUAGAAGUUGCUUCCCUGCUGAAAACAUUUGCACUGACCUCCUAUUGGAAACCAAUGGGAGCCAACUGACCCCGCCUCAUUAAGCCCCUCCCACCCUGCAGACUCCUGUCAGAUGGUUGGCUGACCGACAGCGAAUCCCAGCGGGCGUCAUUGUACCAUAGCAGCAGCGAAUCACUGGACUCCUCGCCGUGUUGGACGUGGAGUAGGAUGUCUUUAUUGUAUCAUAAUAUGAUUAUUAUUACUACGAUUAUAAUUAUUAUUAAUAUUCUGAGCGGGCGCCUCUCAGCCACCGUAGUGUCAGGACCCAAUUAUCUGUAAGCACUUUUCUGAACAGAGAUUUUAAAAACAUCCAAAAAGGUCCUUGUUGGGGUCCCUGAGCCGCUGGUUGAGAAGCGGCGCUCACGCUGGAUCUUGUGUCUUAGUUCCGGAUGGGAUUGUUCAUUCAGGCGGCACUGCAGGUGUCGGGUCGCGAGGCUGUAAUGUCACAAAUUAAUGUUAAAAAACGGCCGCAUCAGUUCAGGUGUUUCAGAUUUGUCCGAGUUUUAUUUGUUCAUGAAGGAACAUCCCAGAGGGAGUCGGCAGCAGUUAGAGGUUCAGACUUGACAACAUAAAUAACCAGCCAAGCAUGUUGACGGUUUAAAGAAUUUACAAAACCACCAUGAUAGCUGAAAGAUAAAAUGAGCUAAAAACAAGUUCAAACUCAGCUUUUCCACCAAUACGGCAAGAUAAAGAUUGUUUUUUUUUUUAAGUCAUUGGCUGUUUACCUACAGAUUGAAAAACACAUCGUCGGCUAGUAGUUAGCUGCUAGCUAGCAUUAGCAGGUUUACGUAAGGUGAUGUUGUCAUAUUCGGAUCCUUACUUUCAUUUCACUAAAAGCUCCGUUGUGCUUCAGUAAAAUUCACCAUUUGUAGUAUUUCUGGUCACUAACUACCACAGAACAGGAUCAACAAAAGAGCUUCACCGCUAAACAGCUGUUUGAUUCAGAGCACAGUGCUGUUAGCGCCACCCUACUGAGAAAUGUAGCUGUACUUGUAGCGACAACACUUUCUAAUACUGUUAGCUAGCACCACUAUUACCACAAAACUACUCAGAAAUGUAGUUAAACUAAGAAUGCUAUUUGUACCGAAACUGCUGCACAACACUGUUAGCUAGCUAGCUAGCACCAUUACAGUUAAGCUAGUAACACUGCUGCUGGUAACAAAACCACUGCCUGGCACUGAUAGCAUGCUAGCACUGUUAUUACCACUGAGGAAUGUAGUUAAACUGGUGAGAACCAUUUUACUUUACAGAACCGUCUGUAGUUCUACAAGUUGUAAUGUUACUGGUUUUACUACAUUUAGUUGUAGCUAAACUACCAGUCAAAAGUUUGGACACAUCUUCUCAUUCAAUAGUUUUUAUCUAAUUACUUCCUACAUUGUAUAUUAAUACUGUAGACAUCAAAACUGUAGAAGAAUACAUGUGCAAUUAUGUUGUAAACAAAACACUGUUAAUCUUCAGUAUUAAUCUAAAAUGUAGAAAGUAAUUAAAUAAAAACCAUUGAAUGAGGUGUGUCCAAACUUUUGACUGGUAGUGUACGUGUAAUUAAACCAGUAAGUACUUCUACUUGUAGCGACACCAUUGCCAUCAUUACAUCUAAAUAUAUGACAACUCUUCAUGCUACAAAUACCAGCAAAUAAAGGUCAUAUCGUGGAAAGAGAACAAAUAAAACAAUAAAAUAGAAACGUUGAAGAAUGUCCUGACAGCAGAGCCUCGACCAGCUGACUUUCUUUUUUUGUUGAAUAAAGAAUCUGAUUCUCGUAAAUAAAAAUGUGAUGCUCAGAUCCUCUCGACUCGCUGCCCUUUGCUCUGCAGUGCCGCCGUUCAUCACUCUGGCUGGAAAAACUUUAUUUCCUUUGUUUUCACUGAAAACGCAGAAACACGUCGCCUUGAUACUUUCCAGGACGUAGUCAGGGCCCAUUUUUUGAUACCAUUUGCCAUUGCCUUGUUUUUAUUUUUUUAUUUUUGCUGAGUUAAAAUGUAAUGAUGAUGAUGAUGAUGAUGAUGAAUCUUUCAUGUAAUAGCCUGUGUCAGUUUUUAUAUCAUUGCCAUUGCCUUCUGCUGAGUUUGUAUAUUUGUGUGAUUUCACUAAAGUGUAAUGGAAAAGUUGGA